GUUUCUGUAUUUCUGAAAAUGUAGAUAAAAGGAGGAAAAAGGUUUCAUUUUCAUAAACCCUACUUCCCCUUUUUCCCCCGCUCCUCUCAGAACUCAAAAUCCCAGACACAGAAAGAGAGUCUUGCAAUCUCUUUUCUCGUCAAAAUGUCGAUGUCGAAGAGUUCCAAGAUGCUUCAGUAUAUCAAUUACCGAAUGCGGGUGACAAUCCAAGAUGGCCGUCAGCUUAUCGGCAAAUUCAUGGCCUUCGAUCGACACAUGAACCUUGUCCUCGGGGAUUGCGAAGAGUUCCGCAAACUUCCGCCCACUAAGGGCUCCAAGGAAGAACGCGAAGACCGCCGCACGCUCGGCCUCGUCCUCCUCAGAGGCGAAGAAGUCAUUUCACUCACCGUCGAGGGUCCACCUCCCCCUGACGAUUCCCGCCUAAAGCCCACUUCCGCAAACGCUAUUCCCGGCCCCGGAAUUGGCCGCGCCGCAGGCCGAGGCGUCAUUACUGGCCCACUAACCCAGGCCCAGCCGGGCCUUGCGGGGCCCGUUCGGGGAGUCGGUGGGCCUGCUCCAGGUAUGAUGCAGCCACAGAUUUCUCGGCCGCCUCAGAUUUCCGGUCCACCGGUUUCUUACCCUCCCCAGCCGCCGGUUGUAAGGCCCCCUGCUAUGGCUCCGCCGCCGGAGGUUUCCCUCCGAGGCCUGGAUCCGAUGCCUCCGCCGCCGCAGUUCAGGCCGGGGAUGCCGCCUCCUGGCGGGUUUGCUCCUCCGCCUCAGUUUGCACAGAGGCCGCAGAUGGUGCCACCGCCUCAGAUGAUGAGAGGUCCACCACCGCCUGGUGGACCGCCAAGGCCUGGUAUGCCUGGUGCUCCACCACCUGGCCAGCAGCCACCGAGACCUGGCAUGCCACCUCCGCCGGGUGGACAGGCUCAGAUAUUUGGUCCGCCCAGACCAGGGAUGCCACCUCCACAGAAUCAGCAGUAGUAGUGAUAAUGCUUUCAUUAGGGGUUUGUCCAGUUACUCGUCUGGCUGGAGUGAAGAUUACCUGAAAAUUUGCUUUGGCUGGACUUGGACGCUCCAUGCUUUCUAGUCAUGAGAUGUUCCUGUGAAGAUUAGGAUUUCAUUGUGAAGUUGUCUGGGCAUAGUAUGACCAUGAAAAUAUAUUUUGUCUUAGCAAAGUCUUCCUUAUGAAUUUGAACUGCACCGUGACUUGAAGAUGCUGAUUACGUACAUUAAACACAACCGCGUAUCCCAUUCUCAUCAACCUCAGUGUCUCUGUUCAUUUUAUGUGAAUUGUUUUGCUAGAGAUAAUAUUACCCUAUGUUUUCUUCCAUGUAGCUAAUGCUUUGUCUUAUUUUGAUAAUUAGAGUUGAUGAAUUUGACAAGUUGUAUCCAAACUAGAUCUGGUGAUACUCUAGUCUAGACCCUCUGUUUGGGUGGGAAAUUGGAAUCUUGUCUCCUUAUCAAAUGCCAUGUAUUUUCAGCUCAAAUUGACAAGUUUAACAAA
Messenger RNA from Sesamum indicum (sesame), 1489 nucleotides. The record is from RefSeq and is a predicted model, not a curated record. NCBI's taxonomy places the organism in Eukaryota, Viridiplantae, Streptophyta, Magnoliopsida, Lamiales, Pedaliaceae.